Molecule: messenger RNA, 2175 nt
Organism: Phycomyces blakesleeanus NRRL 1555(-)
Lineage: Eukaryota; Fungi; Mucoromycota; Mucoromycetes; Mucorales; Phycomycetaceae
Exons: 18
Coding region: 1-2175 (724 amino acids)
Biological process (GO): phosphatidic acid biosynthetic process; cell motility; intracellular signal transduction
Molecular function (GO): D-type glycerophospholipase activity
Source: RefSeq, a predicted model, not a curated record
AUGGAAAAUCUGGUCAAGGUCCAGAAAGAGAGUACCUGGGUGACAAAUCAUCGCUUCAAGUCGUUUGCACCACCCCGUAAUCUUGCAAAAGCAAAAUGGUUUAUUGAUGCCAAAGAUUAUUUUGAGGCUGUUGCAGAGGCAAUUUUAUCAGCAAAAUCUGAAAUAUACAUCGAAGACUGGUGGCUGAGUCCAGAACUUUAUCUUCAAAGACCUCCAAAAGAAAAUGACGAAUACCGGAUUGACAGACUAUUGAAAAGAAAAGCGAGCCAGGGUGUUUUGAUCUACAUUGUCGUCUACAAGAACCAACCUGUCCUUCCUUUGGACUCCCAACAUACCGUCGAUUGGUUGAGCAACAUUCACCCAAACAUUAUCGUGCAAAGACAUGCCAGUACAACCCUGUGGUUGUGGGCACACCAUGAGAAAAUUCUAGUGAUUGAUCACAGACUGGCAUUUAUUGGAGGUCUUGACCUAUGCUUUGGUCGAUAUGACACACAGGAACACACAUUGAGUGACUAUGGUGGGCCUCACAAUUCAGACAAUCAAAUCUUUCCUGGCCAAGACUAUUCCAAUCCAAGGAUAAAAGACUUUAAGAAUGUGUCUCAAUAUAAUAUAUCCCUUAUCGACAAGAAAACUACACCAAGAAUGCCGUGGCAUGAUGUUCAUGUAGCCAUGCUUGGUCCUCCGGCUAGAGAUAUUGCACGGCACUUUGUACAAAGAUGGAAUUUUGUAAAGUCCACACGAGCUAAAGAUCGUAGUGAUUUGCCAUUUUUGAUGCCAAAAGGAGAGUAUGUAUCAAGUAGAGACGAAAGUAAAUUUCGUGGCACUUGUCGAAUUCAAGUUGUACGGAGUAGUGCUGGUUGGAGUCAAGGUGUGCCUAGAGAGCAUUCAAUUUAUACUGCUUAUAUGGAAUGUAUAUCAAAAGCCAAACACUUUAUUUACAUAGAGAACCAGUUCUUCAUUGCAGCCACACAUCCAGAUGAUAAGAUUAUCAAGAACAAGAUUGGAGAGGCCCUAGUCGAGCGUAUUAAACGUGCACAUUGGGAAGGCCAGAAAUUUAGAAUCAUUGUCGUAAUUCCGUGUGCCCCUGGGUUCGAAGGAGACUUUAACAAUACUGAUUUGAGGUCCAUGUCUCUAAGAUCAGUGGCUCACUACCAAUAUAUGUCUAUCUCAAGGGGUGGGAAUUCGAUUCUAGAAAGACUACAGGCAGUCAAUAUACCCGCAGAAGAGUACAUUAGUUUCUACAGCUUACGGAAUUGGGGAAAGAUCACAUCGACCACCACAAAUAUCAAUAUCAAUAUCAAUAUCAAUAGCACUAGCACCAGUGACAACGCACAGACUAAACAGCAAUUUACGAAUGAGCCGUUUGUACCACAUGAAUCAUCGAUUCUGUCCAGACAGCCUACAAUAGAAACAGCUGCACAGACAGGAUCUGACACUACACUGAGUAGAGGGUUCGAAAGUAAGACUGAAAAGAGUGACAGAAACAUGUCUGAUGGGCGUCUAGACUAUGUAACCGAACAGGUUUACAUUCAUUCCAAAUUGAUGAUCAUUGAUGACAAGAUUGUUUUAUGUGGAUCAGCCAAUAUCAAUGACAGAUCCCAACUUGGCCACAGAGACUCUGAAAUUGCAGUUGUUAUUGAAGACACAGACCUUGUGCCAUCGAGAAUGAACGGAGAGCCUUACAUGGCAGGAAGAUAUGCACUGACAUUAAGGAUAGAAUUAUUUAAAGAGCAUCUCGGGUUGCUUCAGGGGCCAAAAGGCGGCCAUUUUCCUCUUCAGGACCAUACAUUCUCCCAACAUAAUAACAAUAACAAUAACAAUAAUGAUGGACUGUCUACCGAAGACAGGCUUGUAUUGGAUCCGCUAAUCGAUUCCUUUAAUUCCAAUUGGAAAAAGACUGCCAAGAGAAAUACUAAAGUCUAUCGCCAUUUGUUUCGCUGUGUUCCAGAUGAUACUGUCCAUACAUUCGAGAGGCACCGCAAAUUUGUUCCUGACACCGCAAAUGUACAUGCAGGUCAUAUCGCGAAUCCACAUCUACACACCAAUGAUGAAAUUCUCAACAAAUUAAACGAAAUCCAAGGCCACCUUGUUGAAUUUCCUACUCAGUACCUGUGUGAUGCCAACAUGACAGCCAGCAUCGUGCAAGAAGCUGCACCUCCCGCCCUAUUUACUUGA